Rhinichthys klamathensis goyatoka is the source of this 2540-nucleotide messenger RNA. It is a transcript of the gene parp9, whose product is annotated as poly(ADP-ribose) polymerase family member 9. Gene Ontology annotation, molecular function: NAD+ poly-ADP-ribosyltransferase activity; ubiquitin-like protein ligase binding; transcription corepressor activity. The transcript has 9 exons. The record is from RefSeq and is a predicted model, not a curated record. The coding region runs from base 17 to 2512 and encodes 831 amino acids. Gene Ontology annotation, biological process: negative regulation of gene expression; positive regulation of type II interferon-mediated signaling pathway. Gene Ontology annotation, cellular component: cytoplasm; nucleus. Lineage: Eukaryota; Metazoa; Chordata; Actinopteri; Cypriniformes; Leuciscidae.
AAAGUAUUAGCCAUUCAUGAAGCUACAAGCCAUGAGUGACAUACAACAGAUUCCACUGGUUGCAGAGCAGGCUGCCAUUCUGGGAAAAUGUCAAAGUACCUUUUGCCAAGCUGUUCAGGCAAAAUUUAAUUGCAUGGCUAUUCUCCAUAAUAUGGAAGAGGCUGGCUCCUUUGGUAGCACAGGUCAUGCCUUAUGUGGUGAGAAGAGGUACUCCACAAAGCUGUCCGGCGAAGUGGAAAUAUCAGUCUGGAAAGAUGAUCUUACCCGUCAUAAAGUGGUUGCUGUGGUCAAUGCAGCCAAUGAGAAGCUAAAGCAUGGAGGAGGUCUUGCACAAGCCCUGAGUGAUGCUGGGGGACCAACGAUUCAGAAAUACAGUGAGGAUAUUAUUAAGCAAGUAGGAAAAGUGAAAACCGGUCAGGCAGUGUUCACUCCUGCUGGAAAUCUCCCUUGUGAAUGUAUCAUACAUGCUGUAGGUCCCCACGUGCCUCCAAAUCCAUCCCAGAAGGAGCUUGAUCAAGCUGCACCCUUGUUACAUAAUGCUAUUAUUAGUAUCCUACAAAUAGUUGUAAAUGAAAACAUUCCCUCUGUUGCAAUUCCUGCUCUGAGUUCUGGCCUUUUCAAUUUUCCAAGAGAUCUCUGUGCAGAAAUUAUUGUAAAGGCUAUAAAGCAGUUCCAUGAUUAUAAAGGGUUUUAUGGCAAGAAUGUGGAAAUCCAUCUGGUCAAUAAUGAUGAACCCUCAGUCCAAGAAAUGGAGAGAGCCACUAGAGCGAAUUUAGAUCCGGCCAACAUCAUUGGCUCAUACAGUGGGGCCGUGCAAGGCCAUAGCAUGCCAUCCUCUUCAAGGAACAGUUUGCAGUGUGGCAAUGUAACACUGCACCUUAAAAGGGGCUUUAUUGAGGAGGAAGAGGUUGAUGUAAUUGUCAAUACAAUUUCGAAAGACCGUGUUUUGUCCCAUGGAGAGAUUUCAAAAGCUAUUUGGAUGAAAGCUGGCAGAAAGAUUCAAGAUGAGAUUAACAAAAUAAAAAACUCCACAAGGUUCUCAGGUGGUGAUCUCUAUAUGACAAGUGGAAAUUAUCUGAAAUGUACAGCAGUAUAUCAUACUGCAUUGACAGAUAUGUCCCAUAAGUCUCUUCAAAAUGGCGUCUCAGAAUGUCUGAGGAGAGCAGCUGCUCGGGGAUACAAGUCCAUCUCCUUCCCAGCAAUUGGUACUGGUAAUCUGGGCUUUCAGAAGCGAGAUGUUGCUGGAAUCAUGACAGAGGCUGUGGCAGAAUUGGGCAAACAGAGCAUCAAUAAACUGGAUGUAUACUUUGUUGUGUUUCCAAAGGACAAUGAAAUGUUGGAGGCUUUUGAUAACGAGAUGAAAAGGAGGAAAGGACAGGCAAAGUCCUCAGAAGCACGCAUUGAUGUGACAAGCUUUGCUUCUGCAUCCAAAGAAACCACAGCAAUUGAAACACCCACUGUUGAGUUCCAAAGUUCCUGCGGAGAAGCCCUGAGAGAAGCAAAAGAGUGGACAAUUAAUAUGCUAAAGCCAUCAAAAAACAAAACAAUAAAGAAUAACCAUGUCAUAUAUCUUGGACAAAGAGACCAUGAACACCUGCUCUCUCUCCAAACAAUGUUUGAUGUUCACAUUGAAGAGUUCUUCAGGAGUGGUAAUGGCGGCAUAACCAUCAUUGGAAGUCCUUCAAAUGUCAGCUGUGUGGCAAUUGAGGUGGAGUUCAUGCUUUGUAAAGCCCAGGAGGACUUCGCCCGAGCUGAAGAACAAGACAUUUUGUAUUCUGUGGUUCGCUGGAGCUGUAAAGAUGAACCUUGGAUACAAACACCUGAAAUCAGUGCAGUUUUGGAGAAAGCUUAUCUGGCAGGGAUUGAAAACCGUGCGUUCAAUAACCACAAAUUCAACUUGAAGGCCAUGAUUUUGGUUGACAACAGUGGAAGAAUAAGCUCCAUGAAGCGGACAUGCCUGUUGGCUCCUUUCAAAGGUUCAUUUUAUGCAAGAACUCCUGUGAGCAGAGAGUAUUUUGAAAAAGAAGGAAGGAGAGCCUUGGAGGAUUUUGGGCGCCGAAUCAUCAAGGUGGAGAAGCUAGAGAACAUCGUGCUGAAGCAGCUGUUCGACAGGAAUGAGCAGAGAGUGAAAGACAAACCCAAGUGCCUCUACCAGCGUGUGCCAGCUCAGUUCUGUGAUCUCAUCUGCAGAGUUGGCUUUCAGAAAGAGUUCGCCCCUCCUGCAGAGCAAAGGUAUGGCAGUGGAAUAUACUUCAGCAGUACAGUGGACGGAGCCCUGAGGCUGUGGAAGGAACAGGAACAUGAGCAGUACAUCUACAUCAUUCAGGCCCAGGUCCUCACUGGGAGAUGCACGAUUGGUUCUCCAGAUUUAAUUUUGCCCCCUGCCAUGAAGGGAGACCCUUUGGAUCGUUAUGAUAGCGUGUCUGACAGGGCACAGACUUGUGUCAUCUUCAGCGGUCAACAAGCUCUUCCUGAAUACCUGAUCAUAUGUGACAAAUCCACCGCUGUGUAGCUGCUCACAGCAAUAUGCAAUUACAAUG